Molecule: messenger RNA, 2893 nt
Organism: Orycteropus afer afer
Lineage: Eukaryota; Metazoa; Chordata; Mammalia; Tubulidentata; Orycteropodidae
Source: RefSeq, a predicted model, not a curated record
CCAGUUCGCCGACUAAGCAGAAGAAAGAUCAAAAAACGGAAAAGAGGAGAGCAAACAGGCACUUUCAAGAACAAUCCCCUCAUCUCUAAGCCAAGAGCGCUCUAGGAAUCCAAAUUCAGUGCCUCCUGAAGACAAAGGCGCCGCGACCCCAGGGCGUGGGCCCCGCCGCGGAGCCCACACGGCUCGGCUGCCCCGACGGCCACAGACCAUGUCUCCCACCCUCCGACCCGCUCGCAGGCUGCUGCUCCCCAUGCUCACGCUCGGCACCGCGCUCGCCUCGCUCGGCUCGGCCCAGAGCAGCAGUUUCAGCCCCGAAGCCUGGCUGCAGCAGUAUGGCUACCUACCCCCUGGAGACCUGCGUACUCACACACAGCGCUCACCCCAGUCACUAUCAGCUGCCAUCGCUGCCAUGCAGAGGUUCUAUGGUUUGCGAGUGACAGGCAAAGCCGAUGCAGACACUAUGAAGGCCAUGAGGCGCCCCCGCUGUGGUGUUCCAGACAAGUUUGGGGCUGAGAUCAAGGCAAAUGUCCGAAGGAAGCGUUAUGCCAUCCAGGGCCUCAAAUGGCAACAUAACGAGAUUACUUUCUGCAUCCAGAAUUACACCCCCAAGGUGGGCGAGUAUGCCACAUUCGAGGCCAUUCGCAAGGCAUUCCGCGUGUGGGAGAGUGCCACACCACUGCGCUUCCGCGAGGUGCCCUAUGCCUACAUCCGUGAGGGCCAUGAGAAGCAGGCCGACAUCAUGAUCUUCUUUGCCGAGGGCUUCCAUGGUGACAGCACGCCCUUCGAUGGCGAGGGUGGCUUCCUGGCCCACGCCUACUUCCCGGGCCCCAACAUUGGAGGAGACACCCACUUUGACUCUGCCGAGCCCUGGACUGUCCGGAAUGAGGAUCUCAAUGGUAAUGACAUCUUCCUGGUGGCUGUACACGAACUGGGCCAUGCCCUGGGCCUCGAGCAUUCCAAUGACCCUUCAGCCAUCAUGGCACCCUUUUACCAGUGGAUGGACACAGAGAACUUUGUACUGCCCGAUGAUGACCGCCGAGGCAUCCAGCAACUUUAUGGAAGUGAGUCCGGGUCCCCCACCAAGAUGCCCCCUCAACCCAGGACUACCUCUCGGCCCUCUGUCCCUGAUAAGCCCAAAAACCCCACCUAUGGGCCCAACAUCUGUGACGGAAACUUUGACACUGUGGCCGUGCUCCGAGGGGAGAUGUUUGUCUUCAAGGAGCGCUGGUUUUGGCGGGUGAGGAAUAACCAAGUGAUGGAUGGUUACCCAAUGCCCAUUGGCCAGUUCUGGCGGGGCUUGCCUGCAUCCAUCAACACUGCCUACGAGAGGAAGGAUGGCAAGUUUGUCUUCUUCAAAGGUGACAAGCAUUGGGUGUUUGACGAGGCUUCCCUGGAACCUGGCUACCCCAAGCACAUUAAGGAGCUGGGCCGAGGACUGCCUACUGACAAGAUCGAUGCCGCUCUCUUCUGGAUGCCCAAUGGAAAGACCUACUUCUUCCGGGGAAACAAGUACUACCGUUUCAAUGAGGAGCUCAGAGCAGUGGAUAGCGAGUAUCCCAAAAAUAUCAAAGUCUGGGAAGGAAUCCCUGAGUCUCCCAGAGGGUCAUUCAUGGGCAGCGAUGAAGUCUUCACUUAUUUCUAUAAGGGGAACAAAUACUGGAAAUUCAACAACCAGAAGCUGAAGGUGGAGCCAGGCUACCCCAAGUCAGCCCUUCGGGACUGGAUGGGCUGCCCAUCAGGCGGCCGGCCUGAUGAGGGAACUGAGGAGGAGACGGAAGUGAUCAUCAUCGAGGUGGACGAGGAGGGCGGUGGGGCAGUGAGCACCGCUGCCGUAGUGCUGCCUGUGCUGCUCCUGCUUCUGGUGCUGGCCGUGGGCCUUGCUGUCUUCUUCUUCAGACGCCAUGGGACCCCUAAGCGACUACUCUAUUGCCAGCGUUCCCUGCUGGACAAGGUCUGACCCCCACUGCCGGCCCGCCCACUCCUACCACGAUGAGGACUUUGCCUCUGAAGGCCAGUGGCAGCAGGUGGUGGUGGGUGAGCUGUCCCACCCGUCCCAAGCUCCUUUCCCACCCAACCCCUCUGUACCCUAAUCCUCUUCCCUUGACCCGUUUCUUCUCUUUGUCCCCUGACUGGCCUCUCCCACCCUUGCCUCUGGCAUCUCUUCUUUCCUAGGAGGGUCCCCUGGGGGCUGAGCAAGGGAGGACCCUUUCAGUCCCUGCCCCUCAGGGGAACCCUGUAGCUUGGUGUGUGUCCAGCCCCAAAUGAAUGUCUUGGGGGCUCUGCACUUGAAGGCAGGACCCUCAGACCUCGCUGGUAAAGGUCAAAUUGGGGUCAUCUGCUCUUUUUCAAUUCCCUAGCAUAUCUUUAACCUCUGAACUCUGACCUCAGGAGGCUCUGGGCACCCCAGCCCCACAAGCCCCCAGGUGUAUCCAGUUGGCAGCCUCCUACCACCCUUUCUAGCUGAAAGGAAUCCAAUUUUGUGUGGAGGCAAUCUUGAGGGAGUGGGGGAUGGGGACUGCCCAGCUACCCUAAGACCUUGGGAACAAAACUCAAAAUGAAGGUCUGUAUUAUUAGAUGAGUCCAGCUCCUCUCCACAGAGAUCUACUUCUGCUCCCAGCUACCCCAGAGAGCUUCCAAGGAAGGAGCCUGAGCCAUUAAGAACUAAAUUGGGGCUAGAGAAACCCCUGGCAGCCUUACCCUUCUCAAAUGGUAGCCUUGGAUGGAAUUUCAAGGUUGGAGGAACUACCGGGGUGGGUGGGCCAAGGGGAGAGACCCAGGGGUCUGGAGCCCUGGGGAUGAGCCUGAAGGCCAAGAAAGAACCAUACUCAAAUGCAGGCAGCUGUGGCUGGGACCCAGGGGCAGAACAGUCAGAGGGGACAGAAUGGGACCAAAA